UGUGCGGUGGGCAAACAAGAUCGAUACCACGCAUUAUGGAGCGACAUCGGCCGUUCUACUGGUAUAAUAAUGUAUCGUCAGACACAGCCACCACACCGGAGUUAGUCCAACUUCACGAAGAUUCAAGAACACAAAAUUUAGAGAAAGAGAUACAACAGUUAAAGGAGAGACAAGGCGUGUUGGAAAAACGUCUAGCUUUGAAAGAAGAAGAUUGCCAAAGACUGAAAUCUGAAAAGGAAAAGAUGGAAAGUAAAUUCAAAAAAGAUAAAAAAACGAUAACGAAUGUGUUAAAUGAUAAUCUCCAAAGGUUGAAACAAGAAGAGGAGUCCACAAAGAAAUGGAAAGACAAGGCUGAAUAUUGCUCGGAGAGCUUUGAGCAAACUCGUGACAGCUUUAACAUGUACCUCAAGAAGCAGGCUGCAGAAGAACAGGAAUUAAUUAACAGUUUGUCGAAAAGAGACGAGGAGUUACGAGUUCUCCGGGAACAAUUAAGAGACAAGACAGUGAGAUUGGCGAUAAGUUUUGAAAAGCGACUGAAGCAAGAUCAACGACGAGUCGAAAAUACUGUGGAAUCAAAUACACCCAGUGAUAUAGAAAAAGACUUCGGCGACUUUUUCGAUGGAGAGAGGCUUGACGCUUGUGACGACAUCGAGUUCGUGUUGGGCCCAUCCGGAGAAAUCGAAGAUAAUGUUUAUUAUCCAAGAUUGGCUUGCUUGAUAUUUGAGACUGCUUACGAACAGGUGAAAGAGGCAAGGGAUGCCGCUUGUGAUUUGUUCCAAAACGUUACCAGCCAACUAAUUGGGGAAGCUCCAAGAAUGUGCCAGGAAUUAUGCCACGCAAGAAAGGAGAAUGGUGCUUCUGCUCAGUUACCAGAAACAUUUGAUCUUUUAACGGGGAGGAUGGAUGAAGGAAUAUCAACGGAUGUACUUGAUGGAAUGAUGCUUUCCUUGAAAGAAACGUCACACUUGGGUAACCUCGACUGCUUCCAAAAGGAUGUCAGGAAGAUUGUGUGGGAACGUUGGACAAAUUGCAUGUCCGAAAGGGAAGAAUCAUUCUUACCCAGGCCUUCAGAGGAUGUGUUGACACAACUCGGUGACUACAUAAAGGCAUGCAUCAGGCUAACAUGGAGAAUGGUUACACAAGUUCCACCAAUGCAGCUUGAGUAUGGGGCUGUGCAAUUUGACAAAGAUUUGCAUAAACUGGCGAGAUUCCAGAAUCGUGCAGAAUUCUGCCGUGGCGCAGAUCAUCUUACUGGGCAGAUUAUUGCCUGUUACUUGUGGCCUGCACUUUUAGAAUCAGGUGGUCGAACUAUUUUUCUAGGAGAGGUUAUGUGUGAGCCUGAAUCGUAUGAUUAUGUUAUGAUUCCUGAUCUUCGAUACCCUGAAUUAGAUUCAUAAACUCCCCCACAAAAUCUUUCAGAGUGAGGUCACACUUUACAAAAUAAACAUUAUGGAUAUAAAAUAUCUGCAAAAUUAAAACAUUGCAAAAGGAGGCAUAUAAUUUAAUCGUUUGUCUAUCAUUCCAAGACUGUAUGAUAUCUUUACACCUCGCCGGUUGAAGAAGCAGCUCUCUAAUCAAACAAAAAUUAGCAAUAUAGAUUUGAGACCAGCGUCUUAAUUCGUCCUUUUUUUCGGUUCACAAAUAAGGGCUAGCCAUCGAAAUGGCUCAACUUCGGCGGCUCGGAGAAAUCUUUCAAGUAGACUGAGGAAAUGUAAAUAGGGAGUCAUUUUAUAACUUUUCGGUUUCGGUUUUUUUUGGGAAAAUCCCCUUGUUUUUAAAUAUCUUGCAAAACAAAUGAAUGGAUGUUUCGUGGCACUCAAUUUUAAUGCUUUCAAAGCAAAUUUCUAUGUUGAGAUUUUCCUGCAAAUAAUGCCAAAUUUAUUCCUUCAUCGGGAUUAUGCAAGAAAUGUGUUUAACAA
This is a messenger RNA of Pocillopora verrucosa, 1919 nucleotides long. NCBI's taxonomy places the organism in Eukaryota, Metazoa, Cnidaria, Anthozoa, Scleractinia, Pocilloporidae. The record is from RefSeq and is a predicted model, not a curated record.